AUGCCAGUCCGCGGCCCCGUCUCCGUCAACCUAGCCACCCGCCAGGCCGCUGAGGUGCUCAGGGUCGGGCCCAUGACCAUCCGCGUCUACGAGGACGGAUCCCGCACCGGCGAUCGCAUCAGCGCCAUCCUGCUCGAGAUCCCACCGGGGAUUUCGGGCCCGCCCAUGCAUUGGCAUCGGUUCCAUGACGAGUUGUUUUUUGUUGUCAAGGGAACUUGCUGCUUCAUAACGCCCGAAGCCGAAGUGGACGCCUCAGCCGGAGACGUCAUGACGGUCCCGCCGGGAGCGGUUCACACGUUCAAGAAUGCGUCUGAGACGGAAGCCUGCGAGAUUUACAUGAGUGCCACGCCGGGUCACUACGUUGAUUACUUCCGAAUGCUUGACAAGGCUGGAGAGGAGGGCAAGAUGCUUGGAAAGGAGGAGAUUGAACAUCUUAUGGCGCUGUUUGGGACGUUUCCGCCGGAUGUGGAGUCGGAGCCUUGA
Molecule: messenger RNA, 483 nt
Organism: Sordaria macrospora k-hell
Lineage: Eukaryota; Fungi; Ascomycota; Sordariomycetes; Sordariales; Sordariaceae
Source: RefSeq, a predicted model, not a curated record